AUGUCUGGUCACCGUAGAACUAAAUUAAAGCAUCGAUCCAUCUCUAUGUAUAAUCUAGGAAAUACGGCGAUGGGUUUGAUCAGAUCAGUACUACUUAUGCAGCUGAUGAUCUUCCUUAAUUUUAUAUUGACGGUAAAAGCUUCAACACCAGCGGUGGCAAAACCCGGCUGCCAAAGCCGCUGCGGGGAUGUUAUUAUCCCAUACCCGUUCGGUACCGGCGGCGAUUGCAACAUCACUGAACAAUUUCUCAUCACAUGUAACACUAGUUACAUACCCAACAAAGCGUUCUUAGGCAACAGUAACCUCGAAGUCAUCAACAUAUCUACCGAUGGUCAGUUGCGCAUCUUUUCGAAUGCAAGCUAUGAUUGUUACAACACAUCAUACAGGAAUUGGUCAUAUUACCGGCUCCAGCUUUAUAAAUUUUCAAUAAACAAUAACAAGAAUAAGUUCACGGCAAUCGGGUGUGACACCUAUGCUCGGGUGGAAGGUUACCUCGGACAACGUUAUGCAACCGGUUGUUUGUCGUUAUGUAACAACAUUACCGAUGUUUCAAACGGGUCUUGCUCUGGGAUUGGUUGCUGUCAGACAAGUAUUCCAAAGGGUGUGAUGAGCUAUAACAUCACAAUUGAAAGCUAUGAGAACCAUGUCGAUGUAUUGCCCGAAAACCCUUGCAGCUUUGCAUUUGUUGCAGAGAAUGAUAACUAUAUCUUCUCUGCUUCAGAUCUUCGUGGUUCCAAUUUUAAAGACAAGCAGUUUCCAGUCACUGUUGAUUGGACAAUAGGGACUACGAGUUGCAAGGAAGCGAAAAUGGAUACCAAGAAUUUUGCAUGCCAAGAGAAUAGUAAUUGCGUCGAUUCAGAAAAUAACUCUGGAUAUUUCUGCAAGUGUUUUAAGGGUUACGAGGGGAACCCUUACCUCCCCAAUGGAUGUCAAGAUAUAAAUGAGUGUGAAACGAUGAGUUCUUGCAAUGGAACAUGUAUCAACUUACCGGGAACAUUUAAUUGUUCAUGUCCGGGGGGCUAUGAAGGUGAUGGUUGGAAAAAUGGAACAGGUUGCAGUUUACCCAAUAGAGAUAAGUCCAAGAGAUCUCCCCUUAUUGAUAUUGCUCUAGGAAGUAGCAUCGGAUUUCUUGGUCUCCUUUUGGGGAUAGUAUCAUUGUGUUGGAUGCUAAGGCAGAGACAAAUCUCUAAAUUAAAAGAUGCUUACUUUCUGCAAAAUGGUGGCAUUUUAUUGCGGGAAGAGCUUUCGAAACGACAAGGGUACCGUGAAGAUGUUAAAGUAUUUACAGCAGAGGAACUCGAGAAGGCAACAAACAAUUACCAUGAGAGCAGAAUUUUAGGACAAGGAGGACAGGGGACAGUGUACAAGGGAAUAUUAGCUGAUAAUCGAAUAGUUGCCAUUAAAAAGUCAAUAAUUGGAGAUCCUAGCCAAGUUGAACAAUUCAUUAAUGAAAUAAUGGUGCUCUACCAAAUCAACCACAAGAAUGUUGUCAAACUCCUCGGAUGCUGUUUGGAGACACAAGUUCCACUGUUAGUUUAUGAAUAUAUCACCAAUGGAACCGUUUUUCAUCAUUUGCAUAAUGAUGAUGCUGCCUUCCAUCUUCCAUGGGAGACUCGUUUGAGAAUCGCCACUGAAACAGCAGAAGCCCUUUCUUAUUUGCACUCUGCAGCUUCUAUUCCAAUCAUUCACCGGGACAUCAAGUUGGCUAACAUACUGUUAGAUGAAAAUCACACUGCAAAAGUUUCUGAUUUUGGUGCUUCGAGAUUGAUCCCAUCCGAUCAAGCACAAAUAACUACAAUUGUGCAAGGAACUUUCGGUUACUUAGAUCCUGAAUACAUGCUUACAAGCCUUCUUACUGAAAAGAGCGAUGUCUAUAGCUUUGGGGUUGUGCUUAUGGAGAUGUUAACAGGACAAAAAGUAGUUUGUUUCAAAAGAUCGGAAGAAAGUCGAGUUUUGGCAAUGUACUUUGUCUCUUUGAUGAAAGAAAACCGCUUGCUCGACAUCCUCGAUCCUUGGGUGCUUAAUGAUGAAAAUGUUGAGCAGCUAAAGGAAGUAGCAACUUUAGCUUGCAGAUGCGUGAGAGUGAAGGGAGAGGAAAGGCCAACGAUGAAGGAAGUUGCUCAUGAAUUAGCAGGACUACAAGCAAUGCCUAAGCAUCCUUGGAGUAAAAGUAAUUUAGCAGGAGAAGAAUCUGAAUACUUGCUUGGUAAGUUUCCUAGCACUUACGAUGAUGGUGUAACGAGCAGCUCGAUGGGGAUGGGGUAUGAUAGCAUAAAUAACAAAAUCACAUUUGAACUUGAAGGUGCUCGCUAAGUAUGUAAUCAUAUUAUCAUUUGUACAUAUCACAUUUGAGCCUGAAACAGCUCGAUGGGGGUAUGAUUUUAAGUAGUUUGCUUCUACAUUUCCUAGUUUUGAGAGAAAUACAAUGUUAAAUUACAAUAGAUAAAUAUCCUUUUCCUCAAAA
This is a messenger RNA of Gossypium raimondii (Peruvian cotton), 2464 nucleotides long. RefSeq names its product putative wall-associated receptor kinase-like 16. The record is from RefSeq and is a predicted model, not a curated record. The coding region runs from base 1 to 2313 and encodes 770 amino acids. Gene Ontology annotation, biological process: protein phosphorylation; cell surface receptor signaling pathway. The transcript has 3 exons. Gene Ontology annotation, cellular component: plasma membrane. Lineage: Eukaryota; Viridiplantae; Streptophyta; Magnoliopsida; Malvales; Malvaceae. Gene Ontology annotation, molecular function: ATP binding; calcium ion binding; protein serine/threonine kinase activity.